Pestalotiopsis fici W106-1 is the source of this 1731-nucleotide messenger RNA. RefSeq lists its product as uncharacterized. The transcript has a single exon. Bases 1 to 1731 code for a protein of 576 amino acids. Gene Ontology annotation, cellular component: fungal-type vacuole. Gene Ontology annotation, molecular function: sucrose alpha-glucosidase activity. The record is from RefSeq and is a predicted model, not a curated record. Gene Ontology annotation, biological process: sucrose catabolic process. NCBI's taxonomy places the organism in Eukaryota, Fungi, Ascomycota, Sordariomycetes, Amphisphaeriales, Sporocadaceae.
AUGCUGAAAUCGUUGGCGUAUACAGCCCUUCUCGUGGGAGGAGCAAGCUGCCAAAAUGUUGCAACCUACGUCAACCCGGCCGUCCCAACGGGCGUGCCAAUCGAGGGCAACUACACUGGCGGUCUCCGUCCCCAGGUUCACUUUUCGCCUCCGCAACAUUUCAUGAACGACCCCAAUGGCAUGUUUGUCGAUGCCAAUGGCACGUGGCACAUUUACUACCAGUACAAUCCCACCGGAAACGCCGCUGGCAAUCAGCACUGGGGACAUGCCACCUCUGAGGACCUGUACCACUGGGUAAACCAGCCCAUUGCCCUUUUCCCUCCAGAGGAAAUGGUCUAUGUAUUCUCCGGCUCUGCAGUAGUCGAUGUGAACAAUACUUCUGGAUUCUUCCCAGACCAGGACAAUGGUGUGGUUGCCAUCUUCACGUUGGCCCGUUACUACGAAGACGGUUCUGCCGGGCCGCAGACUCAGAACAUUGCCUAUUCGCACGACGGCGGCUACACCUUUGAGUACUAUGAUGGAAACCCGGUGAUUGACAGCACGAGCAGUCAAUUCCGCGACCCCAAGGUCAUUUGGUACGAGGACCACUGGGUUGCAGUCGUGGCGUGGUCGCAAGAAUUCGUCGUGGGCAUCUUCACCAGCCCCGACUUGAAGAACUGGACGCACGCCUCCAACUUUUCGCACCACGGCCUGCUGGGCACCCAGUACGAGUGUCCCAACCUCGUCAAGAUGCCCGUGAGGGACGAGGACUACAAUAUUGUCGACAGCAAGUACGUCAUGACCAUUUCGGUCCAGCCUGGCGCGCCUCUUGGAGGAUCCAUCACCGAGUAUUUCCCUGGCGACUUCAACGGAACGCACUUUACAACCCUUGAUGAUGCCACGCGCCUGACCGAUUUUGCCAAGGACAACUAUGCUGCGCAGUACUUUUACGGCCUGCCUGAUGACGAGAAUGCAGUCAACCUGGGUUGGGCCUCCAACUGGCAGUACGCCCAGACGGUCCCGACCGGCAAUCUCGAGAACUGGCGAAGUGCCAUGACUCUGCCGCGGGCCAACUACCUCACCAACGCGACGCGCAUAGGCUGGGUGGUCAUCAACGAGCUCUACGACCCGACCCCCGUCUUGGACGCACCGCUGAAUGAGUCCACCAUUGGCAACGGCACCGUGACGGUCGAUUACUCGGACGUCUCGUCCAACGCGCUGUACAUUGAGGCCAACGUGACGGGACUAAACACGACGCAGCUGACGUCGUACUCGACGCUCAACAUCACUUUUACGUCUCCGGCUUCAGGCGAGGCACUUCGCUCCGGAUUCUUCUUUAGCGGUGACACGCCCUUUUUCGUGGACCGCGGCCUUAUUCGCGGCUUUGACAAUGUCUUCUUCACGGACAAGUUCUCCGUUGCCGACGUCUACAGCGAUGGAACCGGCAAGACCCUGGCGUCCUGGAGCGUGCAGGCAUUCAUCGACCGCAGCAUUGCCGAGUUCUUUGUCGACGGCGGUGUACAUGCCAGCACCGUGCUCUUCUACCCGACGCAGCCCCUUACCAGCGCCAGCGUCGCCACUCGGGACCUGCCCGCCGGGGCCGAGGUGAGCGUUGCCGUGUGGUCGGUUGCCAGCGCGUGGGCCGAGUACGAGAACGAGAACGGAACGGUGGUCGGCAAUGUGACCCAGUCUAGUUCCUCCUCUACUUCGAGCAAGAGGUACAAGAUGUACGAGGGCAAGUUUACUGCAUAA